AGAAAAAUAAAUAACUAAAGAGAGAUAAAGUUGUGAGAGGUGAGAGGGAGAGAGUCCCGUCGCAUCGGGCAGCGGUUCAGUCCCCGACGCCCGUCGUAGACCGCGAGAGCGUAGGAGAGAACAAACCCAAAAGAAGAAAACGCCAGUGACUUGGUUCAUUUUUUACCACUUAAAAAUAUAUAAAUUUAUAAUUUAUAUUUAAAUAAUUAAUUUAAUCGGCGUUGCCGUUAUCUUAUCAUUUAAAUUAAUUUAUUUUUAAAUUUAGUGCCAAAAUAAUUUAAAUCGCGAGUUUGUGCGCACGAAAAAACCGCGAAAUUCGGAUUUGAAUCCGUAAUUUUUGUGCAGUGUUUUAAUUAUUUUUUUUUUUUAAGUAUUUUAAAUAAACAAAUAGUUAAUCAUGUUUGAUGUUUUUGGAUCAGUAAGGGGCUUACUGAAGCUCGACCAAGUGAACAUCGACAAUAAUGUAUUUCGAUUGCAUUACAAAGGGACGGUUAUUUUGCUAAUUGCAUUUUCAUUAUUGGUAACAUCACGUCAGUAUAUUGGUGACCCGAUAGACUGUAUUGUCGACGAAAUACCUCUAAGUGUUAUGGAUACUUACUGCUGGAUUUAUUCGACUUUCACGAUUCCCGAUCGCAUUGGCAUUGUCGGACGAGAUAUCGUUCAACCGGGUGUUGCAUCCCACGUAGAAGGUACCGACGAAGUUAAAUAUCAUAAAUAUUAUCAGUGGGUAUGCUUUACUCUAUUUUUCCAAGCUAUUUUGUUCUACAUACCACGUUAUCUAUGGAAAACAUGGGAAAGCGGAAGAAUAAAAAUGCUGGUAUUAGAUCUAAAUUGUCCGAUAAUUGCCGAUUCAAAUAAAAUGGAGCGCAGUAAAUUGCUGGUAGAUUACUUCAACACAAAUUUACACACGCAAAAUCUUUAUGCCUAUAGAUUUUUUUUGUGUGAAGUACUGAACUUUAUAAAUGUCGUUGGUCAAAUAUAUUUCAUGGAUUUCUUUUUGGAUGGUGAGUUUUCAACUUACGGAGCGGAUGUUGUCAGAUUCACGGAAAUGGAGCCGGAAGAACGAAAUGAUCCAAUGUCACGGGUAUUCCCUAAAGUAACUAAAUGUACAUUCCACAAAUAUGGUGCUUCUGGUACAGUACAGAAAUUCGAUGGACUGUGUGUACUGCCACUGAACAUUGUUAAUGAAAAAAUUUACGUAUUUUUGUGGUUCUGGUUCAUUAUCUUGUCAAUUGUCAGCGGUCUGAGUCUAAUGUACCGGGCGGCAGUUGUCGCAUUACCUAAAUUGCGUUUGAUGAUUUUGCGCGCACGAUCACGUAUUUCGUCACAAAGCGAAAUACAAUUGAUAUCGAACAGAUUCCAGAUUGGUGACUGGUUUGUUUUGUAUCAACUGGGUAAAAAUAUUGAUCCGCUUGUUUUUAAACAAUUAAUAACGGAUUUAGCAACGAGAUUUGAAGGAAAAGAGAGUGUUUAAGAUACAGUUUACAAGACGAUUACUUUAAACGAGAUUAUAAAAAAUUAUUUAUAAUUAUUAAAAAAAAAAAAAAUGAUUUUGGUUUUAUUUACGAGUCGAUUUGUCUGCGGCCCGAAUUAAACAUCCUCAAGAACCGUUUGUUUCAUUUAAAUAUUAAGAUUGUAUAACAAUUUGGGUCGUGGGUCGGAGACUGAGGCGACUCUAAUUGUGUGAUAAGAGGUGGACGGCGUCCCUUUAGCUUCCUUUUUAUUUUAUUACUAUUUUUUAGUAUUACUAUCUUAUUAUUUUUUUUUAUUCAUCUCGUGCCUUUGAUCUUGCUCCCCGAUAUUUUCUUAUUAUUAUUCUACUUUAGAAGAUUGCUUUACCCUUCAAAUUAUCGUGAUUCGAUAUGGUUUCACUUCGGUAAUGUAUCUUUUAGUUUUUAUUUUUUUUUUCUAAUAAACAGUUAAAGAAAUAAUUUAACUGAAAUAUUCAAAAAAAUUUAAGAUAUUUUCUUAAGUAAACAUUUAAAUUGGAGUACAAUAAAUUUUUAUUAAAGUCGAUAAAAUUUAUUUGAACAAUUGUUUACUUAAAUUAUAUGUUUUUUUUUUUUAUUUUAACAGUCAUGAAAAAACAGACACGUGGACAAUAGUAAUAAUAGUAUUGUAGUAAUGCUACAAUAAGGAAAUAGUGAAAGUUCAAGGGUACGAGACAAUAUAUAGAAUAAAAUAAAAGACUCGUACCACAUGCCGAUACCUUUGUUCAUAGGUAUGGUUUGUUGUCUGACAGGUAUCUACGCACACAUCAUGCACACACUUAUUCAAACAAAUUUUUUUUUUUUAAAAUACAAUUGAUCGAUCGAAAAUUUAUAAUGGGAAAAGUAUACGACGCCGUCCUCCCAAUAGCAUUACUUCCAUACUACCAACUGUAAUAAUUAUUUUUGUCUUUUAUUUUUAAUUUUUUUUUUAUUUACAAACAACUAUUACAAUUAGUAGUAAUUUUUUGCGACUAUAGAAAAUAGAAAGCUAUAUUAAAAUAUUAUACAAUUGUGUAGAUAUAAAUAAUGGAAAAAAAAAAUAAUAAAAAUAUAAAAAUUUUUUUUAUCCAUUCCAGGAUGAAUGAAGCAACUAAUGUUGCAUAUUAAGUAUUUUCUUUAAAAAAUAAUUAAUAAUUAUAAUUAUUUUGACGUAUUGUCUAUUUUCAUGCCUGAUAAUUAUUAAAACUGCCUCUGCAUUUUACCGUCCUCAUAAAAUAUAAAUUUUAUUGUUCAAUUUUUUUCUAAUUUUAAUGAUAAUAGAAAAUAAACAAAAAAUAAUUAUAAUAUUAUUAUGAAUUAUGUAUUAAAUAAUCGGGAUAAUUGCAGUGUAACUAAUUAUGGUAGCUGCCUAUUUUUUACCCUUAUUUAUAAUAUACGUAAUAAAUAUAUAAAUUAAAUUAAUAAUUAGAUAUUAUCAUUAUUUAAUAAUGAAGAAAAAUUAAAUGCCAGAGUUUUUUUUUUUUUAACUUAGAAAAAUAAAAUACAAUAGCGACAAUAAUUAAGCUACAUAGAUAUAUAUUCUUAUUUUGAAUUAAUUAAUUAAUUAAUAAUAAUAAUAAUUAUUAUUAUUAUUUUCUUUCUUUUUUUUCACUUGCAUACAUUUUAUUAUUUCUUUUAUUAACUUGCUGGUAUAAAAAUUGGCAAUUUAUAUAAAUAAAAUAUAUAUUUUAAAUUUAUAGCUCAAAAUAAGACUGCCAAUUUCAUUCCAUUGCUUCUAUGCUAUUUUAUAGAUUUUUAAAAAUUUUUCUAUUAUAGAUUUUUCUUUUUUUUUUUUUUUUUAUAAUUAAAUUUAAAAUACGAAAUUUAAAGGGACCAAUUUUAAAAUUUGUUAUUAAAUUUUAAAUAAUAAUAAAUAAAUAAUUAUAUUAAUUAUAAAAAAUAUAUAAUAAUGUCAUUAUAACUUUCUGAUAAAUAUUGUAGUGAUAAGAUGUGUUCAGAUUGUGUAAAUCUGUACUUGAGCAAAUCUUAUGUGAUAGAGUCAACGAUAAUUGUCAUUUUUUUUUAUAAAUAAUUUUCUAAGACUACGAUUUUUUAAAAAAUUAAAUUGUAUGAGAUUUACAAAAAAAUUGUAACACGAUAAUUUUAAAUUUUGUGAAAAUAUUUAAAAAUUAAAAAAUAUGAAUGCCUUAUAAUGUUGUGCCAAUUUUAUAAAAACGUAACAUUUGAUAAAAAAAAAUUUUUUUUAAUAAAAAAAAUUAUAUUGAUAUUUUUGAAAUUUUUUUUAUUAAAAAAAUAAUUUUAACUUGUACUGAUAUUUUUGUUAGUUUUAAAUAAAAAAUUUUUAUAAAAUUAAUGUAAUGACAAUAAAAAAAUGAAUCUAUAGAUUGUUAAUAAAGAAAUACGAAUUGUACAGAGUGUUUAAGGAGAAAGAAAGUUGAUUGAAGAUGAACAAAGCAACGUGAUGAGAAAUCAAAUAAAAUGCCUAGUAUAUAAA
Messenger RNA from Microplitis mediator, 3924 nucleotides. RefSeq names its product innexin inx2-like (gene Inx2). Bases 398 to 1474 code for a protein of 358 amino acids. Gene Ontology annotation, biological process: phototransduction. Gene Ontology annotation, cellular component: gap junction; plasma membrane. NCBI's taxonomy places the organism in Eukaryota, Metazoa, Arthropoda, Insecta, Hymenoptera, Braconidae. Gene Ontology annotation, molecular function: gap junction channel activity. The transcript has a single exon. The record is from RefSeq and is a predicted model, not a curated record.